UGACCCCGCCCCCUCCGCGCUGCAUUCUGGGUAGCUAAUUUGAAAGCGAAGCGGGCUUUAGUGUUUCCAUUCUGCCGCGUAGUAGUUCCUGGCAUAUCCAGCCAUGGACGGGGAGGAGAGGCCGUCGACUGGCUCGAAUGAACCGGGAGAUCUGCACAGGAGCCGAGUGGAGCCCGAGCAAGUAGAAAGAUAUGAGCUUUACGUGAAGAAAGCAAAACAGGAAGCUACGAGUGGAAACCUGGAAAAAGCAAUUAAGUUUUUUGUAAAAGCUAGUGAAAUUCAUCCCAGUGACAAAAUACAUCGGCGCAUAGAAAAACUGAAAGAAGCCCUUGAGGAACUGGACCUGCAAGAAGAUGCUGAUGAUGACUUUGUUGAUGUUUUAAACAGCGGCUUAACGAUUUAUAAUGAACUGUACAAUAAGCUUUUUGAACAUCAAAAAGAAGGUGUGGCAUUCCUCUACAGCUUGUACCGGGAUGGCAGAAAAGGAGGCAUUCUGGCCGAUGACAUGGGCUUGGGCAAGACUAUACAAGUUAUUGGUUUUCUUUCUGGGAUGUUUGAUUCUGAGCUUAUAAAAUAUGUUUUGCUGGUUAUGCCCACCACUCUAAUAAGUAAUUGGGUGAAAGAAUUUCAGAAAUGGACUCCAGGGUUGAGAGUUGCAGAGUUUCAUGGGACCAGUAAGAAGGAGAGAACAAGAAACCUUGAAAAAAUUCAAAGAAUGAGCGGCAUCAUAAUUACUACUUACCAAAUGCUGAUAAAUAACUGGCAGCAACUUGCAACUUACAAUGGAAGGGAAUUUGAGUGGGACUAUAUCAUUCUAGAUGAAGCUCACAAAAUCAAAACCUCCUCAACAAAAACCGCCAAAUCUUGCCAUUCGAUCCCUGCAAAGAACCGUAUCCUUUUAACAGGCACUCCCAUCCAAAACAACCUACGUGAAAUGUGGGCUUUGUACGAUUUUGCCUGUCAAGGUACAUUGCUUGGAACUUCAAAAACUUUUAAAAUGGAGUAUGAAAACCCAAUAACUCGUGCUAGAGAGAAAGACGCCACACCUGGUGAAAAAGCACUUGGGCUUAAAAUUUCUGAAAACCUCAUGAAAAUUAUACAGCCCUAUUUCCUUCGCCGUACCAAGAGUGAUGUACAAAAUAAAAAGACAGAGCGAACCAGAGCGCAGGACACUAGUCAAGGUCCCUCUAUGCCCUCCCUGACAAGAAAAAAUGACUUCAUUGUAUGGGUGUAUUUGUCUACAAUACAGGAGGACGUAUAUAGGAAGUUUAUAUCUCUAGACCAGAUUAAGGAAUUGUUAAUGACUACGCGAUCUCCUCUAGCUGAGCUAAACAUUCUAAAAAAGCUAUGUGAUCAUCCAAGACUGUUGUCUGCUAGAGCUUGUAUUCAGCUUGGGCUAGAAGGAGAUGAUUACCAUUCCAAUGAAGAGGGUGACCAUGAACUUGUGACAAAGUUUGAUCAUCUUUCUGAUGAGAUUUUGAUCGAGGAAUCUGGAAAACUUUUGCUUUUGAUCGACCUUUUGCAUAAACUAAAAGAGGAAGGUCACCGUACACUAGUUUUUUCUCAGUCAAGAAAAAUGCUUGACAUGAUUGAUCGCAUUUUGCAAAACAAAAACUUUAAAGUUAUGCGUAUUGAUGGAACUGUGGCCCUUCCGGAACGGGAGAAAAGAAUUAGCAUUUUCCAAAGCAACAACAAUUAUUCUGUGUUAUUGCUAACAACACAAGUUGGAGGUGUGGGAUUAACACUGACUGCCGCUGACCGAGUUGUCAUUUUUGAUCCCAGCUGGAACCCAGCUACAGAUGCUCAGGCUGUUGACCGAGCUUAUAGAAUAGGACAACAAGAGAAUGUGGUUAUUUACAGACUCAUAACAUGUGGCACUGUGGAGGAGAAAAUCUACCGAAGGCAAAUUUUCAAGGAAUCUUUGAUACGGCAAACAACGGGCGAUAAGAAAAACCCUUUUCGCUAUUUUUCAAAACAAGAGUUAAAAGAACUAUUUUCUUUGGAGGAUACACGAACCUCUUCUACACAGAUUCAGCUUCAAAAUAUGCAUGCAGCUGAAAGGAAAACAGACACUCGCCUCGAUGAACACAUUGCUUAUUUGCAUACGCUGCAGAUUUUUGGCAUUUCUGACCAUGACCUUGUUUAUGCAAAUGAGUUGUCUUCUCAAGAGGACAAUGAAUAUGAAGAUGAGCAUGGUCAGUAUAUUGAGCAGAGGGUUCAGAAGGCUCAUGAGCUGGUGCAGAUGGAAUCACAGCUGAAUGAGCAACUAAUGGACCAAAUCAGAAAAAGUACUGAAGGAGCUUGGGUGAGGCAAAUUUCAACAGCUCCGGAGAAACCAAAGAAAACUAGUCUUCCCAGAGAAAAACAGUACAGCUCUCCACCAGUAACAGUUGAUCUCACAGAGGAUGAUGUUGGAGAAGUCAGCUGCCACAUGACUAGUUUAAUCAUUAAUGACUCUAGUGGAGAAGAGGAUGUAGAUCUACCUGCGGCACCAUUUAGCAUAAAGCCACUGAAUGGAAACAGUCAUUCUGGUGAUACUUCUCAUGCCGCUGAAAAGCCAUUAAAGCUAGAAAACAGUCUGCAGCAGAGUCAUGAGAAAAUAUUCGACAAGCAAGAAGAAAUUAUUGUUUCUGACAGCUCAGUUAUAGAAACUGAUGAUGAUAGGAAUACUCCAAGUUUAAAAGGUGAUUGGAGCAAGCCCUCUCCUCCUGUAACAGAACAUAUUUCUUAUAGUCAUCCAGCCGAGGGGGAACCUAUUCCAAUUUGGCAUGUGGAGCCAGAGGUGUGUAAAAAACUUAGACAUUCCUUCGGUAAUAGAACCGAAGAAUUUCAACAAUCUUGUGUAACGGACACUGAUAUGAAUGAUGGACUGGAAGCUAGCCUGUCUGCAUCUAAGUCCCAUUUGCCUUGUGACUUUAACCUCGUACUCGAUGAUUCUAUGGAAAGAGAUGAAUGCAAUGCAUCAAUGGAGGGGUUAGAAGGUGCCAUGGAAAUAUCAGCAGCUGCUGACAAGAAUGCUAUUUUAGUGUUGGAAGAUUCUGUAGAGAACACAAGCCAAAGAAAUGGCUUGGAAAUAUCUAUGGUCUCUGAGAAUGGUGAUAUGGUAGUAUUGGAUAGUUCCAUGGCCAACACAAGUCAAAGAAAUGUCUUGGGGACUUCUAACAAGGGAGCAAUGCUGGUUUUAGAAAAUUCUACUGAAGACAUAAGCCAAGAGGGUAAUAUAUCGGAAACUUCCAUGAAACUGGAACAAGAAAAGAAAAAUCUAAAUGAAUCCAUGGAAACUGCAGAUGUCCAUAUUAAAGACUGUAGUAAGCAGGAUUUCAAGGAAUAUCCACUUGAGGGAGAGGAAGAUGAAAAAUCUUUUCACAUCAACGAAGUCUCUGGAACAGAUAACAAUGAAUUACAAGCCAGUGUUCACACAGACAGUGAAGACGAGUUGGAGUAUUUUGUUUCCAAGAAAAAAACUGCUAGAAGAAUCUACUCUGACAGUGAGGGUGAAAGCUCAGUGUAUGUUGAUGAGAAUGAAAAGGUGUUUUCUCCUACUAGUAGCCCUUCAGUCAAGGGUAUAACUGCCUCAACACCAAAAUUGAAUAAGUCCAUUUCUGAUUCAUUGUUCCCUCUCAGACAAAGUCUUGGGCGACGUAGAUCAAUAGCAUCCAGAAGAUCCCUUGUGCAUGUAGCAGUAGAGGAAGCAGCAGAUGUGAAUGACACUAUUGUAAGUUCAAGCUCUGAAGAGAGUGGAGAAGAGGAAGAUGAAUUUGUCACAUCAGAAGCCAAAGAAGCUGAUGAGGAAGAAUCUGUGGAACCUGAAGAGGAGCCAGCUGGGGAGACUCUACCCCAGGAGGAAAGCAUUGUGCAACAUUCAGAAGAUUAUGAAUCUGACAGUUUUGUAGUAAAGAGUUCAUUUGACCAAGAAGAAGACGACUGUUCUUCUGAUGAGUCAACGGGUGAAGAUCUAUUACCCGGAGAACAGAUAGAUUACCUUGCCCAGGAAAAUGUCAACAUUAAAGGAGGAGUUUCACUAAAUGAAGAUCCUUACGUCACUCUUGUGAACCGUGGCAAACAGCUCAAGGAUGCCGGGAAAGUGAAAGAAGCACUUGCUUGCUUUUUAGAAGCACUAGACUUAAAACCAGGAGAUCCUGAGAUAAUGAUGAUAACCCUGAACCUGUAUAGGCAACAGCCACAAUAAUGGAAUUACAGUGUAUUUAUAUAUAGUAAAUAGAUGCUGUUCAUAUGUUUGUCCCAUAAGACUAUGCAAGUUUGCUGUUGAUUUGAUUACUGAAUCAGUAACACAGAGAUAUUGCCAAUAUCCAUGUUUCAGGCAAUAUGUUAAUUAAAUGUCUGUACAGUCCCCACUUUACUGAACAGGACUCAAAGUUGAAGAGAAAGUAUUACAUAAAGAAAAUCCAAUAAAUAGUAGCAGAUGUUUAAUAUAA
Xenopus tropicalis (tropical clawed frog) is the source of this 4436-nucleotide messenger RNA. It is a transcript of the gene ercc6l, whose product is annotated as excision repair cross-complementation group 6 like. The record is from RefSeq and is a predicted model, not a curated record. Lineage: Eukaryota; Metazoa; Chordata; Amphibia; Anura; Pipidae. Bases 104 to 4189 code for a protein of 1361 amino acids. Gene Ontology annotation, molecular function: ATP binding; nucleotide binding; hydrolase activity. The transcript has 2 exons.